This is a messenger RNA of Telopea speciosissima, 790 nucleotides long. Its product is annotated as reactive Intermediate Deaminase A, chloroplastic-like. NCBI's taxonomy places the organism in Eukaryota, Viridiplantae, Streptophyta, Magnoliopsida, Proteales, Proteaceae. Gene Ontology annotation, molecular function: deaminase activity. The record is from RefSeq and is a predicted model, not a curated record. Gene Ontology annotation, cellular component: cytosol. The transcript is spliced from 6 exons. The coding region runs from base 10 to 579 and encodes 189 amino acids.
UAAAAAGGAAUGGCGUGGAGCGCCGCCGGAUCUAUGUCACUGCCGGCGGCGGCGGUAGAGCUGCGGGCAAUGCGAACUCAGGCUCCACUCGCCAUAGGCAUAGGCUGCGGUUUUCUUGCGGGCGCCAGCUUGUGGCGCUCUUCAUCUUCCUCGCGAUCGCAGCGACCCUUUGCUUGCUUGAGCAUUUCUAGUAAUGCUAGUUUAAAGGAGGCUGUUCAAACAGAAAAGGCACCUGCAGCAUUGGGACCAUACUCUCAGGCUAUCAGAGCCAAUAAUAUGAUCUUUGUGUCUGGUUGUCUGGGUCUUGUUCCAGAGACUGGGAAAUUCAUCUCAGAUGGUGUGGAGGAGCAGACAGAGCAGGUUCUCAAGAAUAUGGGGGAAAUACUGAAAGCUAGUGGUGCUAGUUAUUCUUCAGUUGUUAAGACAACAAUUUUGUUGGCGGACUUGCAAGAUUUCAAGAGAGUGAAUGAGAUCUAUGGUAAAUAUUUCCCAUCACCUGCACCAGCUCGUGCAACAUACCAGGUUGCAGCAUUGCCCAUGAAUGCAAAGAUUGAGAUUGAAUGCAUUGCAGCUUUGUAGUUGACUAUUAUGAUUUGAAAAGACUGGUUAAUCCACCAACAAAAACUCCAGUGACCAUGACUAUGACAAUGAAGGAGGAAUUAAUGCUGUAUUUGCUUGACCUUUUUUGGAGUUAUUUAUCAAUGUAGGUUACCUGGAUAAAGAUGAAACGGAGAUGAAACUCUCUCUAAUUACCCUUCUUGGUUUUAUCAUCUGUGGGAAGUUCAUGUUA